Megalopta genalis is the source of this 29410-nucleotide messenger RNA. Its product is annotated as headcase protein. Lineage: Eukaryota; Metazoa; Arthropoda; Insecta; Hymenoptera; Halictidae. The record is from RefSeq and is a predicted model, not a curated record.
GGAGGGACGACAACGGCGCGCAUCGAUUGGCGCGCUAGCCGUGACCCCCACCACGGUGCUUUCGCUUUCACCCAAUGGGGCCUCACUUUCGCGCUCGGCCGCGCGCCGAGCCACGGCAACCGGCACGCUGUCGUCGUCGCCGGCGCUCAGUGAGUGGUGCACCCUACGUGCGAGCAAGUGUUUUGCGUCGUGGACUCUCUCUCCUCAGCGUGGCCGCCGCGAGCAAAAACGGGGAGAAAGAGCAGUACGAGGAGCCUCGGUGUGUUGUUUGUUGCUUUAUCCCGCCCCCGCGUCCACCGAUCUCUCCCGCAACCCCUCGAUCGAGGACGCAGCCUCGAAGACGACGACCUCCUCCCCCCCUGUCAACGUCAACUUCCAUCGACCUCUCGGCUUUCCCGUCGCCGGUCCUGCCGAUCGUUCGCGAACCGGACUCUGGGAGACGCGAUCGCCGCGAGAGAGAGGAACUUUGCGUGUUCGAGCGGUGCGCGCGCGCUUAGCGCCCGGUGGUGACCCUGACAUUCGAAACCAGCGCCAGUCGCCACGCGACGUCCGACCGAUCGGUCCUGCACAUCCGGCGUCCUGCAGGGAGAACCAGUGUGCGCCCUCGGCGGUUCGCUUCGUGGUCGCGAGCCGCGUGCCCUCGCGAGAAGACGCGGACUUACCCUGUUGUGUGACCGGUUCGAACCAUCGGUGACCUUGACUUUGGUGCACGACGCCCACGAUCGAGAUCAUCCUCCCGGAGGAUCGCGCGUCGCGUGUGGAUCAUCCUGCCGCUGCCACCGGCGGCCCCCGCCUUUUGUGACUCCAACGUCGUCGAGGAAAUUUUGUUCGGCGUAGGCUGUUUUUUUAAUUUUUCGCGGGCACUUCCGGUUUCGUUGAUCGAUGAAUGGGUGUGCGUGAGCGGGGACCAGCGAGACGCGGGAUUUGCGUGAAGAUGAAGGAAUAGUGGGCCUGUCCGGGAUCGUUUUUUUUUCGAGAUCGAACUAGAAGAGAAUAACAUACCAUCGAUCCGUACGAUUCGAGAGGAGAGAGAGAGAGAGAGAGAGAGAGAGAGAGAGCUGUCUGCGAUUAUUCGAUCGGUGUGUUCUUCUUUGGGGUAGAAUUUUUCGGCUUACCGAGUUGGAUCGAAGGGCAGCACAGACGGGGUCCGAGGUUUCGGCGAUCUUGGCACGGUUCAAGGAUCUUGGGGUGAUGGCACCGCGUCGUCACACGAACGGUCACGGUGGUGCGCUGCUGGAGAACGGCGGAGCCGGUGCCGGCUUGGAGACCAUGGAGAACAACAACCUGCUGGCACAGUCGCAGGCGACGACCCGCUGUUGCACGCCGACUGGAGAGUGUCUCAGAGGCGACGCGCUGAUCCGGCUGAGCUCUCUACACGACACGGUCAAGGUGUCCUGCAACAACGAGAGCUGCCCCGUGGGCCAGUUCAUGCACCGCGAGUGCUUCGACGCCUGGGAGCAAACCGUGCUCACCUAUCUGAAGAGCUGCGGCCGCGCCCGCAGCUGGUCCGAGCGGCAACGCCACCAGAACCUCUGGACCAAGAAGGGUUACGAUCUGGCGUUCAAGGCCUGCGGCUGCCGCUGCGGCCGCGGACACCUGAAGAAGGACCUGGACUGGAUGCCGCCGGGCUCCGGGGCCAACGCCACCGGGAAUCGUCCCGACGAGAACGAGGCCAAGAAGAAGAAGCGCCGCAAUCGGCAGAACAGCAGGCCCACGCUGGCCGUGUCCGCGGGCCCGCCCAGCCACGGGAAUCAUGUUUCUGCGAACGGACGCGGCGCCACUGAGGUACAGUUGAUCGAGAAUGGACGCGGCAGGGCUGGAUCCUUGUCCUCCAGCACCGGGUCCAGCUCCCCUCCGGCCACGUCCGAACCGAGUGUCAGUCCUCUGCAUCAACCCCAGGCUAUCAUGAAGAAGAAGAGCAAGGUCGACUUCUUCAGCGAUCGAGCACGGCAAAGCUGCGGCGCGAACGGCAUCUUCUCACGCCGCCUGGACUUCAGCGCGUUCAACAGCCUGCCCCGCACCAAGCUGAACUCUUAUCACAUCAAGAUGGAAGACGAGGGCAACCACGGCAACGAUGACACCAGAUGCUUCAUCCUGUCCACGCUGGCCGCGCUACAGUGGUCCAGAGUGUCCUGCGUGCUGUGCCGCGCGCCUAUGCUCGUUUUUGACAGGUAUCCGCUCGUCGACGGCACGUUCUUCCUGUCCCCGAGACAGCACUCGCCUGCUUGCGCCGAGGUGAAGGUCGAAGGUCGCACGCAGUUUCUGUCAGCAGUGUGCAUGAGCUGCCUGGAAGGUAGCGGCGGCCAGCCGGUGCGUUGCCGUUGUUGUACCCAGCCGUGGGACGGCUCUAGCUUAGUCCUUGGAACGAUGUACAGCUACGAUAUCUUCGCUGCCAUGCCCUGUUGCACCGAGCGACUCAAGUGCAACAGCUGCCAGAAGCCUCUGAUCUAUCCUCACCAGCGGCUGAACUUCUACUCGGACUACAGCCGCGUUUUCGCCUGUCCCCAUUGCAGAGCCGUGGACGCCCAUUUCGUGAAGCCGCUCUCGGUCUGCUUCACCCGCGAGCAGUUCCAGCUGUACAGCCAGUGGCCGUAACCAUUAGGGAACUUAGCUAACCGGCGCCUAAGCGCCGCAACCGACCCGUGUCCCCUCUUCUUCGACCCGCUGUUCUCCCUGCUCCGGGCGACCUUGCUCUAGAUCCCGCAGAAAAACACACGCAGUUUUCGUCGGACCGUUUUUCUUUUUUUUUUCUUAAAUCCUCUCUUCGGGGGCACCAGAUCCGAGGAGAGAACGUCGUCAUCAUCAUCAUCGUCAUCGAGGAGAACAGGAAGGAAACGAGUCUCGCGGACCGCCGGUGCCCCCCCGUUCGCGCACGUUUCCCUCUCUCCACGAUCGACCUAGAUCGCCGACCUUUCACCUCCAGGCACUCUCCAAUUGCGCUGGGAAUCAGACCAAAGCUCAGUUUUCUAACACGGUAGCUAAACGUGUUUGUAGCGCUAAUCGCCUAGGCCGCGAGUUUCGUAAAUCGAUGGUUGCAACUUCGAGCACUAGAUUCGCGGAGAGAGAGUUGAAGACCUUUUACAGUGAUUUUUAUUUCACGCAGAGAUCAGCGGUCUAGUUGUUGCGGAUAGUAUUCAAGAAUUUUCUUUUAGUCCUGCUCGUACUGCUCGAUUAAAUUAAUUAAAUCCGAAAGCAGACUUUCGAUUCUCGUUGCAAUCCCCUUCGUAGAAAUGUUUCAGUCGACGGUUCGAGUCGAUAUUUUCGCUGUCAGAGGAUUCGAAGAACAAUGGAGGAACCACCCGUAGCUCUCUUUGGUCUGGUUAGCCAGCUAGCAAUCGGCGAAGAUCGGCGAUCUAUUAACCGAGGAGACGCUGAACAUGGAACAUUCCUAUCGAAGCCGAAAUUUUGUGUUUCUUUACUAAAAAAAGGAAAAAAACCACCUUCGACGAGGCAGAUUUUAUUUCGUUUCGAGCCAAGUGAACUCAUUAAUUUUCGUAGAUCGGGCAACGCCGAUCCGUCAUAGAGAGGAUCGAGAGGGAACCGUGGCGAUCAUCCGGGCAACCUCGCGUCUGCGAUAGGUUUUAAGACUUUUUUCUUUUCCGGCGUCGAUCAGUAGAGAUUUAUCUAAUUGCGAACGCGGGGACGAUGGGUCCGCCGACGUGGAUCGAUUCCAAGGGGGACCGAGGCGCGCGACGAUCGUGGACGAUCUAGGGCCCGCGGAUUUGCAUCGUCAGUAUUAUCGGUAAGGAUCGGAAAUGAAUCCCAGGACUCUGUCUGCGUGUAAAAAAAGCUGUUUCGCUUAAGUUUAACCAAAAUUUGAUUUAGGCGGCGCGAUAUUACUUUCGUUUUAGGCGCGGGGACGGGGAGAGCGCCUGCUCGAUCGUAGCGGCGGGGAUCCCCGUUUCGCGGAACCUAGGUUUAGGCGUGUUUUCUGUAAAUUUUAGCCCACGGAAAUUAGCGAAGUAACCCUUUUGUUUGUAAUCUGGUUAGAAUUAAGACGAAUUCGGCGGCGGUUUAGGCUUAAAAUUCGGGAUACGCAGGGUUCUAGCGUCCGAUCCGGCACGAUCUUGACACGGAAUGCGACCGAUCGCGAACAAUCGUCCCCCCGCGUUCGUUCCCUGACACAAUAGUAGUCGCAUAAUUACGUUGACAGUCUGCGAAAGAAACGGAGGAAACACGAUGCGAACGGUUCGAGACGCGGAAAAUGGAGAGAGAAAAUUUGAGAGAUUCAGAGGAAUUGGGAGAGAGAGAGAAAGAGAGAGAGAGAAAGGGAGUGAGAGAGAGAAAGAAAGGAUCGAUUUCCGGUUCGGAUCGAUCCGGCGUGCAUCGGAAAACGACGAGCAGAGAAACGAUGGCAGAAAAAUGGUGGAAAACGUAACGGACAAAAAAUGGUAGAAAGGCCACAUUGUAACGAAAAGGGGGAAGAGAUAUUGAACUAUCGUUUGUUACUUAGAUAAUCGAGAACGUUGUUUUUUUUACAUUUUAUUAGUUUAUACGUUUACGGCGGCCAUGUUGAUUUUGUUUAAGGAUCUACACGACUCAUUCGAUGGGUUUCACGUUGAUCGGCCGGGCGCCCAGCGAUUUUCCGCCUCGGAGGUGUACGAUACAUACACACAUAUGCUUCACACGCGCAUAUACACAUGCACACGUACACGCAAACACAUUACACACACGCGCGCGCACACGCGAAAACAAUGUAUAAUCUUCUUUUGUUCGAAACAUAGCACGUUCGUUCGUUUUCGAUCUUAUCCGAGUGGUUUUAUUAUUUCUUUUCAUUCGAGUUAUUCCCGUCACCCUGCUUCCCGAACCGUCCCUGUUCGAAUUAACCGUGAACCAUAACACGAUCGACCCGACACAGGGACAAGAGAGAAGGUAGCUUCCCGCUUUCGCCCCCUCUGCUAUUUUCAUUUUUUCAGACCACGUGACAACACCGAACCGAAAUCUCUCGGAGGACUAGAAAGUCGCGGGCGUCCGUAGUAGCCAGUGUAAAUACGUAAUUUAGCGGGAGGGAGAACCAAAUGUGUUUUUGGUGAUAGAACGGGAGAAAGUGAGGGGGAGAGAGAGAGAGAGAGAGAGAGAGAGAGAGAGAGAGAGAGAGAGAGCGAUGAGCAAGUGCGAGCGAGUAGAGCAAGCAGAGAAGAAAAAUCUUCGUUUUUUCUGGCGAUGCUGGUCGUUGCUGUCCAUCAAUAGCGGCCGUCCCACAAACAGACCGCCCACCGUUUCCCAAGGUAGUAUAGUCGAUCGUGUACCUUCUUUACGUUACUUCGAUUUCAAAGUAUACUUAAUCCAUUAUACGCCGGGAAGUGUAUUUAGCAGAUUUAUAUAAUGUCCCGUAGAGUUUUAGCGUGGAUCCUUCGGAACGCGUCCGCGGCUCCCUCGAGAACAACCCGCCGAAGAAACUUUCGGACGGCGGAAACGCGGCGCACUUUUUUUAACGAGCGCUUUAACGCGACCAUCGAAUUUCAGCGAAACCGGCGCGGCACACGAAUUUCGAAAUUCCACGAACGUUGCGUAACCGAGAAACGGCCGGUAAUAUCGAGAAGCGGAGAUAAUUCUUCGAACGUCCGUGAAAAUUCUUCCCCCCUCCCCUCCCGAUGUCCGUGAAAAUGGAAGCUAAAAGUAGCUCGGAACAUCGGGAACCAAAUGAAAAUGAUAUACAUUCGAUGUCCGUGAUAAUUAAAUCCAGGAGCGCUCGAAACAGUUCGACAAAAAAAUUGAAACACAGCUCGGAUUAUCGGGAACGAGGCGAAAAUUAUUCUUCGACGACGUCCGGGAACAGCGAAGAUACGGGAGAAAUUAAAAAUUGAAAUAUCAUCGAGCAGCCGAAACGAUUCUUUCCAUGUCCGUGGAAAUCGAGACCGCUCUAAAUUCAAAUAAUCCAUUGUCAUCCGUGAUAAUCGAGGACGGAGCUCACGGUUUCGGAAACGAAGUUAGCGCGGAUUUCCUCGCGGAAUGUUUCCUAGGGAUUUCUAUCGCGCUUAGGCGAGUACGGAAGCGCGUUAUUUGCACGAUACCGCGGAAACUGUUAGGCUCGAGACGAUCGCGGGGAGAGAGGAUAUCCAGAAAUUUUAUGCCGCGUUAACGAGCGCGUCGUUCGCGAUAGACAUCCCCUAAUUACCGGCCGCGACGGGCGCGGCAAUUUGCAAAAUUUCGCGGUCCGCCGAUCGCGUGCAAUUAAUGCAGCUGGAACGGUCAUAAUUGCGACGAGAGCCGCUCGAGUGCCGGGAAAAAACGUAUCGAGAAGUGUGUCGAGCGAGAAGAGAGACACACACCACCUGCCUCCUUAAACUUGUCACUCGGGCCAAUUGACAGUCGCGUUCCACGCGAUGUUUUCACCGAAACGAUCGCGCCGGGCCCGACGAUGCCAACGAUAAUUACGAAAAUUACGGAAAGAACGCGCCGCGAAUCGCGCCGAGGGAGCCGGGACACGCGGCGUUCGCAAAUGCCGGAGCGGCCCAAUUUAAUCUACGAGUGAGUAAUUAGAUCGAGAGUGCGAGAGAAGGGGCAAAGCGUGUCCGCGCGAGUGUGGGAAGUGUGCUAGCAUGAGCGAGAGAAUGAAGAGCGACAAGGAGAAUCAUUAAAAAGGGAAAAAUACAACAAAAAAAAGGAAGAAGAAAGACGAGAGAGGGGAGUAAGAGACGGCGAUCGAAGGGGGAUACAGGGGGGGAGUGUAGAGCGUCGUCCACGUGUGGGACCCUUCUUCGAUAGCCAAACGGGCGACCAGCCGAAAGAGUGCGUUAUAUAAGCUUUUAACCAAUCCGAUCGAAGCCGCGCGAAGAAAACCGCGUUUCCAUUUCGUUCGCCGUUUUUCCUCUAGCACGGAUCCAUUCGGACUAAUUCGAUCUCGCGAGAGAAUAUGGGAGUCGGAGGAGGAAGAGGAUCUCGUUGCAUUUUUCUCAGAGUGCCAAAUAGAGAAACGAGAAGGAGUCGAAGAGAGAGAUAGAGAGAAAGAGAGAGAGAAGAAGGAGAGGGUUGAUUGAUAUUUCGGUUCGGUUUUGCUUUUUCGUAGCUUCCUCGCUUUUCACCCGGACUCGCGACUGGUCCGAGACACCCGACGGACAGCGGCGAUAAAGAGGGGUGGGGUGAGAGAGGGAGAAGCGACCUGCAGAGAGGUUUCGUGCUCGAGAAACGAAAGGCUCUCGAUUGAUUUUUCGAUUGCCCGCGCUCCGCGGCCGGCCGGAAGGCCCCGCGAAACGCGCGUACUUUUGUACUCCCUACCGUUUUCAAUUUUUCACCGCGUGGUUUGUGAAAAGAAAAACAGAGAGAAAAAGCAAAAAAUAUGAGAGCAAGGGGGUGAGGGAGAGAGGGGAGGAGGAUAGGUGCCGCGCGAGCGACAAAGAUAUUUAAUCGAUUCUCAUCAUCGGCCCUUUUCAGUUCCUAUCGCAGGAUUCGAUGACGCAGGAACCCAUCGCAGACGGGGUGGUGUGGGAGAAAGAGAGAAAACAAGAGAGAAAAAGAAAGAGAGAAAGAGAGAGAGGAAGAAGAGAGUUCCUUUCGCGAGAGAAGUCGAUCCGUGGUCGCGCGCGAGCCACCGAUCGAUCGAUCGCCGCCGCCUCGAUCGCGAGACGAGUCCCAUUCUCCUUCGUUGUUCCCUCGGAAGUGUUUUUUCUCUCGCCGCCGCGCCCGUUUCGCGAUCGAGAUCGAGAGAGGCACCGCCUCUCGAGGGCCUGGAUCGCGCCGGAUCAGCGGCGAUCGAUCCGUCGAUCGGUCUCGCGCACGAGCCACCUGGUUCGAUUUGUAACGAUUAGUCAGUUUCGAAGGCGUCUGCGUACCGCGAGUCUCUUUUGAUCGGCUCGGGAGGAUCGAGGAGGAUCGAGAAGGAUCGAGGACGCGCCGGCGUUAUAUAUCCGGCUCUCUCCCCCCGUGGAUCGAGGAGACCGCGGCCUCGUUUGUUCCCCGAAACGGUACGCCGACGCGCGACGCACUCGUUCUGUAGUUUGCUAAGGCUAAUUAACGAAUAGGCUAACCUUUUUUAUUCCGAGCUGAUGUCGCUCGAACGAUCCGGCUCCGCCGAUCGGCCCCGAUCGCGGACAGACGGUGGACGAGGAACGAUCCGCGAGCGACGAUCGUCUCCCAGAUGAAGUAUCUACCUCGAUCCACGCAGCCCUGGGAGCAUCGAUCCGACGAUCGGGUCAUCGCGACGAAAGAUCGCGCGAAGCCUGUUCCACGUCGACCGUCUGCUCGCGUCGCUGUCCGGAACGGCGGAGGGUUUUCUAUGUCAGUGUUUUUAUAGCGAGUGGGGUCAACGCGGUGGUCGCGAGCCGCGACCCUCUCCGCACCGGAACCGCACCGGAACCGCCCCCCGGGAACGAUCCAUGGAUCUCGGGGCGGGAGCGAGAGGCCGGCCGCGUCGAUCGUGUUCCCCAUUUUUGAAUUUAUCGAUCGUCGUAAUCGUGUCCGUGAAUCUUCUAAUGAUAAUUAAUCGAAUAGCACAUCUAUGGCACGUUGAGGGGGGUGGGAUGGAGGGGUUGUAGGCGAUGGAGAGAGGGAGGGCGUACAAGAGGCGUGUACGACAAAGGAGGGAGGAACGGUGGCGAGAGGCGAUACAAAAAAAAACGGGGGUCUUUUGAGGACGCGGAAAGAGAGAGAAAGGAACGAAAAGAGAAAGAGAGAGAGAGAGAGCGAGAGAAAGAGAGAGAAAGGUUAUGAGUGGUUGAACUAUGAAUAGAGUUUAGCAUAUAGUCAUUAUGGGUGGGAAGACGGAGGGGUGGAGAAGGUUUGAAAAUCAUCGAUAAAUAGUAAGUUUAUGGAGUGGGGGCGGUUUUCAGGCGUAGUUAAGGGAUAAAUACUUCCUUCAUUUCGAACCGCCGGCCGCGUUUUGCCAGCGGCCGGCGCCCCAAAGAGAUAUCCUUGAAUUUCGUUGAAUAUUUUAGAGACUCGGCUCUAACUCGGUUAUAUCGCCCGCUCGCUCGCCGCCGCGGAUCCGUCCUGCUCCGCGCCGAUCCGCUCGGUAAUCGCGGGGGAAGUAAUAUUAAUAGUCAAUAUUAAUGGUCGUCGCGUCGAGACUAUUCUCGUCGGAAGCUGCGUCGCGCGGGGAUUUCGGAAAUCCUGCGGACGGCGUUAGAGAAUGAGAAAAGCCGCGGCCGGAGAGGAGGCCGGGCGCAGAAGCCGAACAGAAGCUGAACACAGAAGUUGGGAGGACGAUUCGCGAGCGGGAAGGAUCAACGGCGGCGAGCGGGCCUGGCUCGUUCUAGUGAUAGAAGGGUGGAGAAAUGGAAAAAAAUUUUAUCCUACAAUUUAUAUAUCGGUUGUUCUUCGAAGCGUUCUUUUUCACGCGGACAAUUUUUCAACGCGGUUUGAAUAAUCUAAGAAGACAAAGUAUAAAUAUAUAUAUAUAUAUAUGAAUAUAAAUAUAUAUAUGAGAAUAAAUAUGAAAUAUUAUAGAAGUCUACGAUUAAGGAUAUCGGUUCUUUUUUGUCUCUUAGUGUCUAAGGUUCUCUUUACAGCUGUGCUAGACAACUAUAGAUGUAUACAUUAAACGACAUUAAUUAAACGAUUAAACGACAAAAAAAAGAGAGAGAGAGAGGGAAGUUUGCAGAUAAGACGAAGAGAGAGAGAGAGAGAGAGAGAGAGAGAGAGAGAGAGUGGGAUUAUAGCAAGCGAACGAGUAACAUACGGAGAAGUCACGCAUGUGUACAGAGAGAGAAUAAGUCGGGGGAUGGACCCGCGCAGAAAUCGGGCCCCCGACGAUUAUGGGUCUCCUUAGGAAUAAAGAUAACACACACGUCUUGUAUCCGUUUUGUUUAGCGAUUAGACGAACACACGUACGAGUUUCGCGUGCGAACCGUGGCCGGGCGCGGCCGCAGGAUCGAGCCGGACGAUGAUCCGUAGAUCGCGCGCGGUGCUCCCGCUCGAGGGAUCGAUCACUCGGAAACUAUGAUUUUUCAAAAGGAAGACGCUCUCGAGACAAUAAAUCGCGACACGAUCAGUCCAUGGCGAAGAGAUGCACACUUUCCGAAUGAUCCGUCGAAAUUUUUCAAAAACGAAGAAAAAAGAAAACAGAAGAAAAAAAGAACAAUCUCCAGUCCGGGAACACCGGGCGCGAAACGGUAACGAUUUCUAGGAACGAUGGAAUCGCGGGGCGCGAUCCUCGGCCGCGCGCGAUCGUUUUUUUCCACGUUACGUCGACGUGUUGUCUCGCACGAACACACACACUCACUCGCGCAAAAAACACUCAAGACACGGGCACAUCCACGUACACGACACGUAUGCAGUGACAGCAGGUUACACACAACAGGAUAUAUAUGAUGUUCUUUCAGUAGACGCAAAUUAUGAAUCGUUGAGCCGCGUGGACCGUGAUCGGAAGCGCGUUCGGGCUUUUCUUACGGCGCCUCUUCCUCGUUAACGUUUCACCGGGAACGCACCGGCUCGCGCGCUCGUUAGUCCAUUUUUAAUUUCAUUCCCCCCUUCGGAGCCUUCGUCGGGAAUCGCUCGCGCAACUUCCGGCUUUCCUCGAACCGAUGGACGCCGUUUUUCAGACCCUCGCUCGUUUCUUUUUUUUUGCAUCUGGACCGAGCACUGCGUGCUAUUAAAUCGCAGUCAGAUUGCACUUCCUCCGAUUUGCUUCACCUUUCGUUAACACCUGCACUGAAAUACGUUAACCCGUUCAGAACGAUUUUCAAGAUUUUUCUCGAUUUCCAUGCAAUCGUUUUUUACACAAUUUUACGUAUGAUAUAUCGUAAUCGGUCGACGAUUUGGACAUUUUCAUAAUUUACAUAGCUAUAAUUACGUUCUUCGAGAAGCAAGCCGUAAUGCCUAAAAGUGCAUCGUAUAUGAAAUAAUCGAAUCCAGGAUUAAUUUUAUCAUUAUUUCCCGUGAAUCGGUGCCUUUAUUAUUAAAGUAGCUAUGUCAAAUAAGAUUUGAAAUCGAUUAGAAUUAUACUAGCCAAUAACACUAUUAAAACCGUGUAGAAUCAUCCAGGCAAUGCUCGCGAGUUUAUUUAUAUCAAUCCAGAACAAUUAUUAAUUGACUAUUCUUCCGAAAUAAAUGAUUUUGCUGGAAAGACACACCUCCAAUAAAUAUUAAAAUAUCUUCUCCACUCUAAAUGCAUAAAAUCUGCAAUACACUCGAAACGCGUGAAAUUCUCGCUCCGAUGAGAUUCUUUCGUCGAAUUCGAGGAAACCGGAAGUGCAUUGGCGCGAGGAGCCGACGUAACACGGGGGAUGCACGCGGAAUGGUGAUAUCUUUUUGUGAUCGAUACGAUUAAAUACACGCUCGAUCCGUAAACGUUUGGCGCGCGGAGCUGCUUCCGAGGGAUCGAGGACGAAGAUCGCGAUCGCCCUCGCGUUGGCAGCCCCGGGGCGCCCCCUUAGUUUCUUUUAAUGUGUAAUCGUACCUAUAUACCUAUAUACUGUACCGUUUUACAGUUCGUUCUUCUGUUGCAGUGUUACUUCCGUAUAGGCGACGUUCUCCUUUGAUUUCUCCUGACCGGUGCGCGUAGCUCCAUUCACCGAUCCACGAUAGUUAUAUUCAUCAGGCGCGGCCACGCGGUCCCGUGCCGGAAGUAUCGCGCGGCGUUCUGCGUCGAAAAAACGUCCGGCCGGCCUGUCGUCAUUUUCCGUUUCCGUUCGCGCGACGCGUCGUUCGAAUCCGACGACGAGAAACCCUCCACUCGUUUGUUUGUUUGAUUUCAAGCGAAUUCGCCCGGCCGAUUAGGCCGAUCAUGUUGAAUAUUUCCGCUUUUGUUUCCGGGCAUUCGGGCCGCGAGAAAACGAGCGGGAGGCGAGACAGCGACCAACAGGAGAGCUGGGAACGUUCGACAGCGAGCGACAGUGGGUUGCCAGUUGAUCGAGAACGAAGCGGGAAAAAUGGGGGGAAUGGUAAAUUUAAACGAAAUCGCGGCACUGUCCGUCGACGAACGCUACUUUAUCGAAAGACGUACAAAGUGAGAGAGUGGAGCGAGAAUAUAUAGCGAAAGAGAGAGAGCGAGAGAAAGAGAAAUAUGCAUACUAUUAACACGAAUGAAAGGAAUAAAAAAAGAGAAGAAAAUGGUGAAGUCAUCGCGAGCGUGGAGCCGGAAGGUCGAUCUGGAAACCAGCGACACGGGAGAAGAUCGAUGCUGAAAGAGAGAAAGAGAGCAGGAGGGACAAGAGGGGGGAGAGGAUCUGAGUGACAUGUGUCCCCGGGACAUUCCUUUCGGUCCACGCGCGUCGAGUCCCGAUUAAGUUUAUACAGAUUAUAAAUCUCACUCCCUCCCUUCGCGAGCAGAGGAGCAGAGGAUGAGCAACGUGGAGAGAGAGAAAGAGAGAGAGCGAGAGAGAGAGAGCGAGUGAGAGAGCAAAUAAGUAAAAGAGAACAUUCGCUGAUUCAGAGGCCACUGUUGUUUCCAAGGAAAGAGAGGAAGAGAAAGAGAGAGAGAGAGCGAGUGAGAGAGCAAAUAAGUAAAAGAGAACAUUCGCUGAUUCAGAGGCCACUGUUGUUUCCAAGAAAAGAGAGAAAGGCAAAGAGAGAGAGAGAGAGAGAGAGAGAGAGAGAGAGAGAGCGAGAUAGAGGGAAGUCGAUAUUUCCAGCGGAACCCGUGUAAGCGAAAUAAAAGAAUCGUGUAAUUAGUGUACAUUGCCCAAUGGUGUUGUUAUACUGAACGUGUUACGAGCGACGAAGAAAUUUUAUCGAGUGCGCUACUGGAGAGCGAUUUUGUUUAUUUCUUGGGCGGACGGCGGCGUUUUACGUUCCCCUGCGUCGCGCGCCCGUCGCCGUCUCGAUCGGUCCAACCGGUUUCUCCUCCGUUGAAGUGGCAAAACAGAAAAAGAAAAUGGAAAACUCGCGCAGAUUUCCGCUUUUUCCAGGAUGGGCGAGAAGAUCCGCGGAGAGGACUUUUCGGCGUGUUUCGAAGAUUUUUUUAUCGGGACCGAUCGAGAGGCGCGGGCGCUCUGCGAUCGCCGACCACGCAAAUAGUACACACACACCGGCUGUCUUUCACAGUGCGCGAUCGAUGGAGGCCGGGCUCUCGGCGAUUACACUAUUAUGCUAUAUAGCAGCUCCGGGAGACGCUCUCGUCGAGGAGAGGAGCAUUGUUGGGCAGGGAAGCAUAGUAUCGGUGCCAAAAUCGCGUUGACGGUAUUUUCGAGCCGGUUUUCUUCGGAGAUUUUUCGCGGCAGCGAUCCACACCGGGGAUGGUAGGUAGCUGGAUCUUCGCCGGGGAUCUCCGAAUCCUGAAGUUAAAAAGCUGACGAUCAUCACCCGUCCCGUCUCGUUCACGCCCCGAUCGCGGCGCAGCGACGGCAAUUUUCUCUCGGUAGGGCGCGGAGAAGAAGGUCGGAAGUUCGCGAUUUAGUUUUGCUUUUCUUCGCUCGGUGCAGUCUUCGUGGAAAAUUCGCAUCACCGUCGAUCUAUUCACGAUCCAGUGUGAAACGGAGAUCGAUCUUCUGUUCCAAUCGUUCCGGUAAAUUGCAAAUGCAAUUUACAAUAUUUACAGAUUUCUUCCGUUCUCACCGUUUUAUCGUUCUCUCGUUCGCAACGAGUCGAAAUCCUUGCAGAAACGAAGCCGUCGUUCUAUCGAACGAUCUUCCGCCGUCUUGUAGUGCGCGAUACUUUCUGAUAGACGGAGAGUUUAUCCUCCGAUCCAAUAGCAACGGAACGGUGGAACCGAACGACUCGCACAAUUGUUCGUAGAAACUUGUCCCCCACUGUUCGUCCAAAUUAAGACCUCGAAAUUGCUGACAGAGUUAACUUUUGAAGAGCGUUUGCAGCGUCGGGAACGCGAAACGGAGGCCGGAAGAUAAUGAAACAGGCGUUGCACAGAAUUUUCCAGCCGUGGCAAUGAUUCAGCUGGUAUUCCGAGCACUGGUGCGAGUCAGCCUGGUUCGUCGUUCCGAACAGGAAACAUCGAAUCGAACGAAACGAUCCAAUUCGGUCUGGCGCGGGGCAACGAGACGAGGAUCCUCUGGGUGAUAAGCACAGAUCCCGGGAGCCCGGGCCGCGAUCGAGUCGAUCCGGGGAUACGUUGGCUAAGGUACAAAUGUACAUAGGAACCUAAUGUUGUUGUUUAAACCUGUAACACCUGUUCCCGUCUGCUCUCUCGCGUGUUUCGAGCGUGCGUGGGCGUAAAAUUAGUAACGACGAGUCGCUCGCGAUCGACACAGAUGGAUCGCUGAGAAUUCUCGCUGAGGCACAUACAUGCGUACAUACAUACAUACAUACCAUACGCACGCACAUACACAUAUAUACACAUAUAUACACAUAUAUACAGAUACAGAUACAAUCGUACACGAACGUAGUAAGAGAUUAUUCCAGAGGGAAGGAGGAAUUUUUGUGUUAAUUGAAAGAGAAUCUCGAAGGAGACGAGAGAGCUAAAAGGAAAGGGAAAAGGGUGAUUGCGAGGCGAAGGUGACGAGAAAGAGACAGAGAGAAAGAGUAAAAGAGAGAAAGAGAGAGAAAGAGAGAGAGUGAGGUUGAUAGAAGGAAGCUGCUGAGAGGCGGAGGAUCGAUAAGUUAAUCGACUUAGCUGCUGAGACAAUUGGUUCACGGCUCUUCGGCGUGCUUCGUUUCGUUUCCUCGGAUUUAUUUCCUCUCCCCUUUCCCGAUCACCUUUUACGGUCUCCUUCCUAGAUAGCCCUCUUACAUUCUCUGGUUUUUACGAGCCGUGAUCCAAUCGAUCGAAACUUCAAGAAGAGAAAGAGAGAGAGAGAGAGAGAGAGAGAGAGAGAGAGAAAGAGGAAGAAAGAGUGAGUGAGUGAAUGGGUCUCGUUACGGGAAUGAAAGCAAUUGUGCACGUGGAACCGAGCGAAAGAUACAGAGAAAGAGAGAGAGAGAGAAAGAGAGCGAGAGAGAGGGAGAAAAAGUGAGAGAGAACACGUACAUACAUACACACGAGUAGUACACACACGGAUACACGAAGAUUCUAUUACUCGUCGCGCAUCAUGGUUCAAUUCUCGCUUCGUUACGUUAGGUUUUUUCGUUCUCGCGUGGGUUGUAUUCGUAUAGAUUCUCAGGACUUGCGAUGGGCGUACUGGUUCCCCCUCUUGCGAACGAUCGGGGAUCGAUCCGACCCCUCUGGAUCUCGACUAAGAAGACCGUGAAAUACUGUCAAAGCUUCUCGGACGAUGCUGCGAUCCUUUUCGAUCCCAAAUAGAAACACCGAUCUCGUUUCGAAGGUGGGAUCCUGUUGGUCCGAGGAUCGAUCGAUCCCCGAAUCGUCUCGAGAUUCUUCGCCGAUUUCCGAGCGAUCUGGAUCGCCGGUUUUGCGAGACGGCGAGGAGCAAGAGGAGGAAGGAUUUGAACGGAAGCGAAGGAUGGAAAGUCGACGGCGCGGCGUCGAUCGGCGAUCGAUCGGCGCCGUCGAUCGUUAUAGCUGGUAGUCUCCCCCAGCCCCGAAAAUGGCUAUAAUAAUGGCCAUCAUUUCCUCACGGGGUUUCAACCGAUGUGUCUGAAUGGCGUGUGGAUGUUGCUACCUAACCAACUCCCCUCCCCUUCGUACAUUUAAUCGCGUUUACGGUGUACUAAUUGUGUAUAUAUCCUACUAUUAAUCAUCAUCGUUGUGUAUCGCUCCCUGUUCCCUUCGGUGGUAGCCUUUUCUAGUAGACGUAGUUUCUCGACGAUUUCUCAAACGAUCGCACGACUAUUCGCACGGAUCGAACGCUACGGCGGCUCACCGGAAACUGGAAUAGAUCUCUACGAUCAUCGGGGAACGAUAGCCGAGCGUCGGUGUUCCGCGAUCGGCCGAUCUACGGGUAGCAAACUUUCCCUUAGUCUUAGCUCUAGAAUCGCAAUAACGUAGUCCAGUGUGGAUCGAUCGAUCCGAACGAGGAACAGCGACGCUCCUCCAGGAUUUUUCAGGGAUCCGAGAGAAAGAGAAAGAAAGAGAGAGAAAGAGAGAGAGAGAGAGCGGAUCCGUUCGCCUGGAGAUCGACGAUCCACGGCGAGGGAUUACGAGUUGGUCUGUCAAAGUGGUCAGUGUCCUUUCCAGCGAAUCUCGAGGCGAACGAGGCAACCGCUGUGUUGGCGCUUCGUUCUAUUAUCUCGACGGUGGAUCCGCGGGAUCCAUGGAUCGAGCUCGUUUCGCACUUCGGCGCGUUUCUUCUGUAUUCUCUCGGGAACGAAUCUCGCGGCAGGGAGAAAGGGAGGAAGCGAUCGCGAGAUACGAGGAGAGGUAAAGUCUUUCGUGUAACUGAGAACGAUAAGCAAUUUCCUUUUUUUUUCGAUAAUCGAUUAAUACGUAAUCAGUCGGUGUUUAAUUAUGUGUGUGUUAGGAUACGUAAUCGUUUGUUCUUUUGGGAAAUGUAAACGCGCGGACAUAUCCGCGAUCGCGGGGGCUAUGUGGCAAAAAUGUGAAUUUGAAUUUCGUGGGUUUUUCGCGGGCCGCGCGAAUAAACGGAGACUUUUCAUUAGGGUGCGAACGUUUCGGGGGCAUUUUAAUUCGGCUGUGUUUUCGAUUAAGGGUGUGGGGGGGGAAAGAGUGUGGGGAGAAAAUUCGGGGGAACGCGAAAUUUGUCGAACAAAAAAAAAAGAGGAGGGAAGGGAAAACGAAGAAUUGGCGGCGCGGGUGUGUAAGAUUAUAAAACGCGUAGUUUUGUAUUUCGGUAAGGCUUCGAAAUUUAGAUGUAUAAUUUUUGUACCCUAUUUUUUUAAGCGAUCGCCGAGUCGAUCACGAAACGAGAUCGGGCAAACAAGGGUGUCGAGCGUAGUACGUCUUGAACGCGCCAGGACUUUAAGUUUAGUUUAAGCGUAGAACCGCGUAAUUUAUUGCUAGUUCUUUGCGAAACGAGGGGUAUAAAAAAAGAAGAAGAAGAAAAGAAAACAAUAAGAACGAGAGAAACAGCAGGCGAACGAGCGUAUUGGAAAGGAUAAAAAAAAUGAUGGAAGAAGAGACCGCUGAUAGAGAGAAAGAACGGAGGAAACUCUGAUCGGGUUUCUGCUCCGUUCGGCCCUUUCGAUAGGAUCGAACUUUCAAAUUGAGCCCGCGCAGGGUGAAAGAAGUUCUCGAUCGAGGGAAGCUUCACCGGAGGAAAAGAGAGAAAAAAAAGAAGAAGAAACACCGCAAGGAUAUUUCUCUCGCGCGCGAAACGAUCCGAGAACGAUUCGAGAGCGACGAACUGAAACAAGAGAAACGAAUGGGAUCCCUCCGGAAGACAGAGAGAGAGAGAGGACGGAUCUCGGACGAUCGUAACGAUCCGCGAAGCCCGCGUUCUUUUAGCUGUAGACAUUUUCUAACGCGUGUGUUUUAGCAUGUACUAAUUAAUUCGUAGACAUUUAAAUCGGAUGAUAGAGCGAGGAGGAGGAGAGAGAAGAAUGAGGCGAUGACGGGAGGUGAGAAUUAGAGAGGGGGGAAUAACCGAUCGGACGGCAGGCAUGCGGGAACGGAUGUAAUAAGGGAUGAUGAUGAUCGUAAUAAGGAGUUAAGAGAAAAAAAUACGAACACAAGCAAUUUUCUUGUGGCAUUGCGAAAGCAAGGAAUUAAACAAUGCUGGUAGUGCGGACCAAACGGGACAACUGACAGAGAGUUUUUCGAAUCGGGGAAACGAAGAGGGAAGGUUGGGAAAAAGGGACGCGCGAAGGAUUUGGAAGAACAAACAGAAAGAGAGAGAGGGAAGGGGAAAGAGAGAGCGAGAGAGAAAGAGGGUAAUUUGAGAGAGAAGAACGGAGAUUGGAGAGACGUUUGUCAAGGUUGUUGGGAAUCGAAAGCGAAGAGAAAGUUGCGUGGAAAAUUGCCGCUCCUAUCGGAAAUCAACGUCUAAACUCGUUCGUAGUGGUUUAAACUUUUCUCAAGGGGGUGUCUCUCGAACGAUCUUCGGGGGAUGACAAAUUCUCCGACUGGAUCAUCUGCUCUCUUUUCGAAUAGUUCGCGUGGCCGCGCAUUUAACGGCGCGGGCAACGCGGUGGGUGCCGAUCUAUGCGCUAUAGAUCAAAGACUGUCCCUCGGUUAGGUAGGCUUUUUCGAAUUCAACAAUCGCUCCGGAGAAAUCGUUCGAGAGGCUUGUUGCCGCCCCCGGCAAUCCAUGAUUGGCUACGUGGUAUUCGAAAGCGAUACACCAUUAACGUUUUAAGGCUUAACGGAAUCUUUCUAUCGGGCUCGGUGCGUUUAUCUGUCAGGGUAAGGCUUGCUGUCGCGCGGUGACUGCGUUUUCACUCGCGUUUCAGCCGCCUCGCGCACAAAUCCUCGCUAAUCUGUGCAACCACGGGCAAAUACCAUCGUUAUUAUCUUCCGCGAAGUUUUCGAAACUUGAUUUUUCAAUCGUCGACGUUUCUUCUUACCGGUGAUCGUUGCGUCACGAUUUCACGUCAUUUGAAUCUGCACGAUUUCCGUUGGAAAUAUUCGCUCCUACAGCUGCAAUCGGUUUUUUAUAUUUUUUUACACAAUCGAAAUAAGUAUGAUUUCAGGUAAAAAAUGUUGGUAAUACGUUUUGAAAAUCUCCGAGAAUAUUGGGAGUUUGUUUCUUGAUUUAGCAAUAUUUCGGACGUCUUUCUCUGAAAGAUUCUAUUAUAGAUAUUUUCCCUUUAAUAUUUUUAACGAAUAACAAUUUCAUCUAUCAACUUACGUUCCUCCUUUAAUUUCGCUAUUAUAGAUUCUUAUCAAAUUUGCAUCGCUUUUAUUUCCCUGGCUUUAUAAAAAGGAGCGUAUCGUCGAUAGACAAAUGAAUUAUUAUCAGCGAAUUUCGCAUUAAAAAUGCAACAAUUUCGAGCAGCUGAGAGAAAUUUCUCUUUGGGAUUACAAAGUAUAUAGCAUCGAGGAACGCGUCUUAUCAUUUUCGCAACUGGUUCCGCAAUUUUCGAAGAUAUCACGCAGAUAUUCCUCGAAUCGAUAGAUCACUAUAGCGCGAGGUUAUGUGGAGGGAGCUCGAGGAGAAAGCGUCGCCGACGCGACGGUCCGAUCGGCGUGAUUUCGGGAUUUUUCGAACGCACCUGCAUAAUCGCACGCGAACUAUAAAACGCGCCCCCAUCCCCUGGAUCAGCUGCGUCGACGAUCAUCGUUGUUGCGGGAACGUUGUUCCGGGAACGAUGGAUCCGAUCGACGACAGGGAUGAUCCACGUAGGUUACCCUUUGCUCGUAGACGGUUAAGCAUGCGAUCGAAGCUGUCUCCCAUUUUUGUAGCUUAUAGUCGGAACCCGGGCGCGUUCGGAUCUCGGAGGAACUCUGACAACGGUAGAAAGGAGAGAAAAGGAGAUAGAGAGAGAGAUGGAGAGAGAGGUACGCGUUUAUGCUCGGCGAUGGAGCGAGAUAAUUGUCGGAGGAUCCUCGAGAAAUCCGAGCGCGCCUCAUUCGGUGUUUAGUGAUCUCGAGUGAAUGAGGAGAGCGACUGUCGAAUGAGAGGAUCUGUACCCAUCGCUAGCGAAUAAUCAAGGAUGAAAAGAGAGAGAGAGAAAGAGCGAGAGAAAAAGCGAGAGAACGAAUGAGAGAGAGAGAGAGAGUAUGCUAGAGGAAGAGAAAGAGAGAAACAGAGUGAGAGACCUUUUGGAAUGAGAAGCUCCGUUUACCGAACCGUGUUCCGGAAGCCCUUGUCCGAAUUCUCGUUGGCUGAACCACUAGCUUUUCCUUUCCGUUCCACCGCGUUUUCUUUCGUCGAACAGGAGAUCAAGAGAGAAAGAGGCGGACAGAGAGAAAGAUUGAGAGAGACGGGACCCGGUUCUCCCGCGAUCCAGCCACGAAACUGAAAGCAAACGGGGGGAGGAUAGGAGGAGCGGGGAGGCAAUCGCGAUGCGCGGGUUGUUUGACGGAUUAUUGCAUCGCAAAUAGACUUCGAGAGAAGACGAGGAGAGAGAGAGGAAGCGAGAGAGAGGGGGGAAGGGAGGAAGGGAUCGUCCUUUAUUUCGAAUCACAGGAUCGGCGAUCCUUCGUCGACACUAUUUAAUUUAAUUGGCAGACGUCUCGAGUGCUGUGCAAAUGAAGAAAGCGGGAGAGAAGAGCCGCGCGCCUUUCUUUCUUUCUUCCUUUCUUCUCCUCGUAGCUAUUUUCCCUUUUUUUUUCUCUCCGCGGGACGAACAACGUUCUGAAUGAGCGGAGAGGCGGAGCCGAGGAUUGCAUCGUAGAGACAAUGAAUGGGUGAAAAGGGGCGGGGGGAGGAGAGUCUCUGAACGAUCGCGGAGGCUCUAAUUGAACUCUGCACCCUCUCGAACGGGGCGCUUCUGUUUCGUUUCGUGGCCGACGAUCGCGGGAAAACGCGUCUCGCUCUUUAGCCUACCCGGCCGCCAGCGAGCAACUGCCCUGUCGCCGCCAUUUUCUUUCGACCGCUACGAAGGAAGUUCUUCGGUACGCCGUGGAUUUUUAAAUCGGGAGGAUCGAACUUUUGAACCCUUGCAUCGUCGCCGUCGGGCCGUUUUAGACAUUCAUAUCGAUUCUGCAUAGCUGCGUUACGAGAUAGUCGGUUUGGCUUCGUCGGGGCGCGUCUGUAAAAUAGUUACGAUCGAGGUGUCUGUCGUUCGCGCGACGAUUUUGUUGUAGAGCGAGCGUGAUUAUUUAAGCAUCAAAUUUCGUUUGUCGGGGAACAGACGCUCGGGAUGGUUAAUGUAAAGAAAAGUAUAUAAUGGGAGACGGAGAAGAAGAAUGGAGACACGGCCGGGAUUCGAUUGUUGUUCUCGUUAAAGGGGACGCGUUCGCGUCGAGAAGAAGAAUCGAAUCGGGAUCGAGAUCGUUGAACGGAGAUUUUAAGCUAAGAGAUGUUCGCAUUAAGAUGAAUUAUAUGCAGCGCAUAAAAACGGUUGACAAAGAGACAAAAUAAAAGAGAUAUUUAGAAAACGAUCGUGUCGCGACAUCGUGAACACGAUAAUCGCAUGGAAACUGACUUUUCGAUGUUUGUCUGGUACAAAAGAACGCAGAUUUAAAUAUCAUUACCGACUCGAGCGGGGGGGUGCAAGGGUUGAAGGGACGUUGCAACGUCGCGAUGCGCGGAGAGAAGAAUCGCAUAUAGGGUUGCUUUCAGAGGUCGCAUCUAUCUUCCAGAGAACAGAAAUUCAAAUGCUCGCGAGAAUCCGUCUGAGGCCGAGAAUUAAAUCGAGGAGGUCUAAUUAGUGGUUGUUGAAAUUUUUUAGAGGAUUAUGCUCGACGGAAAAUGGCGGCGUUUCUCCUUUAUUUUACGGCGCAGCGUUGGCGGAACCGCGGUCCGCUCGAUACCUCCCCUAUAAGAGUACAAAUUUUUCUAACGAAUAAUUAUAUUCGAGCGACGGAUGGAGUUCGAUUGACACGAGGAAGGAGGGACUGGACGAGACAGAAGGGAGAAUGACGAUGCGAAUGAGCCGACGAGCGAAUGUCUGCGAAAGGGAGAGCGAGAAUGAGCGAGCGUAGAACGAUGCGAAACGAGCGAAUGAUGAAAGGUAAUAUUAGGAAGGAAGAGUAACGUUUAACGAUGUUUUCCCUGGUGGUAGGAGUUAUUAUUGUCUUGAUUCAGCGACAGAAUUAACAAAUCGGAUCUAUUGUAUAUGGUCACGUACCGCAUACUUAUCUAGAAUUAGGCUCAUUCGACGGGAGUAUGUAUAUUAUUACAUACAAACGUGAACACACACACAUAUAUAUAUAUACAUAGAAAUAUAUAUAUAUAUAAAUAUAUAUUAUGCAUAUAUUACAUACGCACCUAACACUUGCAUCGAUAUACCGGCACGUUAACGAUCUAUAUACCACCGUCGACACUUAAGACCAGGCUGCAAACGAUUUAUCUGUCUCGAUCCCGAAUUCUCUCAGGUAACGCGUCUUUGGGGAACCCGCGACGCUCUCGCCGCGGAAAUCCUGCUUCUCAGGACCCGUGGAAUUCGUCGCAGGAUCGUUUACGCGCGAUCCGCGAUAAAUGCGAGCUCGAAGAAUCGUUCUUUCGUCGAGCACGAAUCCUUGCGUGACGCGAAUCUCUCGAGGAAUUAUCACCGUUUAGUUCGAGAUAUGGAUCCCGAGCAAAUCGAAUUUCUUUUAAGCCUUCAAUCAAGCAAAUUCGAGCAACGCGGAAUUUCGACGCGAGCUCGAAUUUCAACGCGAAGAUUCAUCGGAUGCUGUGCGUAGUUAAUUUUAGUUGAAUUUUAAACAGGAUCCUCGGAUCUUUCGAACGGCAAGGCAAAACGAAACUUCCGGGGGCGCGCGGGGGAUCUUGUAAAAAAAAUAGGACCGGGCUGGCCGUGAAAAAUCUGUCAAAGAGAAUGCCCCGUUGGACCGUGAAGAUAUCCCGUUUUAAUCGUGGAUCGACGAAACGAUCGAGUUCUUUCGAGAGAUAGAAGACGGGGGCGGUUUUCGGGUUUCCGCGGGUAGCGACCGGGCCCAUCGGCGUUCUAAACAAACUCGACCCGCCCUCUUCCCUUCGGCCGACAGAAAAGAAAGGAAAAGGGAAUGGGCGGCCCCCCGUUCGGCGAGUAGAGCCCCUCGAAAUCCUGCUGAGCCGGUCUUAAGUGCGAUGGCACAAUUACCGCGUAUCAAAGGGAAUUAACGACAGGACUUAGCGCCAAGAUUCUUUCCGUGGUCGUCGUCGUCCCUGUAGGAAUGAGAAAGGAAAACGUGAGAAAUGGAACCCUUAAGCUUUUUUCGAAAGGUGGAAUCCAAUAAUCGUAGAUAGAAGUUCUCGGUGUGUGCGUGUGUGCGCCGCUGCGCGCGUGUUUUAUUGCAUGCAGCCUAUCCCAAUUUAUCAAGUCAAUCGCCGAUUUUAAUCUUCUAGGUGUCCCCUUUCGUCCUCAUUAAUAUACAUUCUAUGGAGUAGCUAGUUAGUCUCGAUUACUAAGGUUGCCGCGUAACAGAGGAAAUAGCGAUUAAGCAGAGUGGAGGAGUCUGGCUCAGAUUCCUGGCAAUCGUAUUAUAAUUAUAUUCGGCUGUCCGCAAUUCAUUUCGGUUUUCCCGCAUCGCGCGCGCGCGAAACAACGUCGAAUUUCCGUUGCAUUCUGUACUAAUUUUUUGUCGUCGCCACGUUUUUUCAAAAUCGGCUCUUUCGCGAAUCGGUAAAUAACUACACGAAAUUGUGAUUUUCUUUUUUAAGACGAUCGAUCGAUAUUGCGCUGUUAUUUCGAGGAUUAAUUGCAAAAUUAACUGCAGAUUUCACUGCUUCCCUAAAUUCGUGUGAAAGUAUACGAACUUAGGUUCAGAAUAAAACGCGAAUCAAGAACGUUUAGCGCGCGAUCCCUUCGAACACAGCGAACCGGGGAGCCGAAAUUUGUUGCCGGACAGCCCGAAGCAAUAUAUAUAAUAGAACGGAAAAGUGAAAAAAAAAACGAAAAAAGAAACACGCAAGAAACAAUGCAAAGGUCCACGUACACGACACUCGGCACACAGAGUAGCUCACUCACACAUGUCCAAUCGAACCGAUCGUGAAUCACCGAUCACUCUACACUCAACUAAUAACGAGCAUAUAAUUCCCUUGACCCGACAUUUUCGAAUGAUCCCGUGCGACAUGCUCGGUCGUACUUCCGCCAGCGAAUUAAAAAGAUAUUGUAAAAUAAUCGCGCCGACAGCUCGGCCGUCCUUCGAUCGAAUUCUCGAAGAAGUUCGUCUUGGGUUUCGCGAUCAUGCAGCUUGGAUAGCUUGCUCGAGGUCCGGAAAUCUUGAGAAGUUCCAUCGAUUUGUGAUCUUCGUCGGCGCAGCAAGUAGAUCCGAUAUUUCGAAGCAUGCUCUUGCUGGUUCUCCGUCUUCGAAGCCGCGGUUUUUCGGACUCACGCGAAUGAACAAUCGAAUAGGCCUCGAUCUUGGUUUCCGAGGGGGCUCGGUGAAGUAAAAGGAAGCCGAGAUUCGGUCGAGAGACGGUUCCCGAGGUGUCGGCGAGCAGCAGAACUGCCGAAAUAAGACUCGAGAAACAUAAUUGUUCCAGCCUUCGAAUUUCCCGAGACGUUUUUAGCCGCGUGUAUUUCUAUCUCCGUGAAUUUCGACGCAUUUACAGGUGACUUCAGACUGAUCUUUCGUAGAUGAUCUCUAAAUAAUCCUAGGAACACCGUGCCACGCGGGGGAAGAUCCCUUGGGGCGAUCCCACCCACGUCGACCAUCCAAAAUCGAUCAUUUCUCGUUUCGCUUUCGAUGCAAAACACGAAGAAAACACGAAAAGUUCCGAUUAUUUUCGCGAAGAUCUAUCGUUGCUCGGCCGUGGACGGUCAUCGGACGGACAAAAAAAAGAAAAAAUCGACGAACGACGGCGGGAUUAGGUUUACCUGGCGACUCCAUAUCCGAUCCGGUCAAGACUUCCUUGAGGGUUCGCAUAUUCGUAGACUUUUUUACUCGAUCGCCGGGGAAGACCGACGUCCUGCCGCAGGAGAUUACACGUAUACACAUAUAUAGAGAAUAUAUUUUUGAUAAAAAUCUACUCAAAAGUGAUCUGCAAAAAAAAAGGAAAAGAAGGAAGCGUUUCGGUGGUAGAUGGCGGUGGUUAGCGUACAUCGUCCUCGGCCGAGCAGUUUUUCAAUUGUUUUCCCGCGAAUCAAAGAUCAAAUUCGACAGUUUCUCCGAUGGAAAUUUCGUUUCUCUGCCGCGGCGUGUGGGUGGCGUCAAUUCGAGGAUCGACCUCGGCACAACCCAGUUCGAUAUUCUGUCUAAAAAAAAAGUCGACUGAGCUUUCGAUUAGGGAAUUCAGGUAUUUUCGAUUAACCGUUUUACGGAGGAAAUGGAUCAGAGAGCUUUCGCACAGGCGAGCUUACGGCCAGGCUUGCGCGUCGUUCGAACAAUAUGUUUAAAUAAACGAAAAUUAACAAUUCAUCAAUUCGAUUUUAUUCCGAAGUAAAUGUGCAUUAAUUUUGGUAUCGAUAAUUUCAUUCUUCGAACAAGCGUUUCUUUGGAACAUUUGUAAAAACUUUGAAUACAAAAAUAUUUCCAAAACUGCGAUAAAACUUUAACCUUCGUUCGAAUGCGAUAAAGCCUGCGACAGGCUAAAACGAUACUUGUUCCACAAUCUUGUAAAAACAAAGCUAGCUCACAUCUCAUAUUCGCACGAAAAUCUGCAGUCUGCUUUGUUGCAACGUCGAUGCCAGUCUAGCGAAACGUUCGAGAACGAUCGAAAUCGGAGAUUAUAAUUCGAUCGAACGAAUCGACGACGUGUCCAAGCCUGGUUUCGAUGAGCUCGGCAUCAUCGGGAAUGGUUCGACAGCGCGUUGAUUUCUGCCGCCACGAUUCAAGAUCGCACUGUUCAGGCUCAGACAGAGGAACUCCGCUUUCGGGUCCUAUAUUCAGGUAACGCUAGGUAGAAACAGUAAGCAUAUAAGAGAAGCACAGACGUUUCGUCUCGCCGGAACUAUCUAAUUCUAAUCGAUAACAUAGUAGGUGUUAGAGUACUCCGAGCAGCGAAUACGGCGUAGCAGAACACCCCCUCCGUUUCAGGGAAAUUUCCUUGGAGACGCGUGACGAGCACUUCCGGUUCGGUGCUCGCCGAUUACAUAUUCAUUUUCAGCCACACGCUCGUCGAUCUCUAACUAUGAUCGACGUUCGCCGAUAUCCGAGGACAGAGACGGGUUUCGGGUCUCGUUUUGAAGCCGGAUCAAUCAUUCAGUGGUUUCUUUGAAGAGGUCUUGACGUAACGAAUAAUUAACGGUGAAUCGGUGAUGUCGUUUUAUUCUACCAAUUACGGUCCUCUCUUUGUCCUUACAGAGAAAGAGAGAGGGAGAGGGAGACAGAGAGCAGAGUGAUUUUUGUUCAAUCUCGUCCGGGAGUUGAUUCAGUUUACCACCCGUCUCUGCUAGCAAUUGCACGACAUGCUGUCGGUCGUAAGAGUCUACACGCGUUCUAAGCGAACCUCGAUAAUUGAUCUUGCAUAUUUAUAUCGACGUCGAUUAUUCGCUUAUCAAUUCGGACCGGUCGUAUCCUCGAUGCAAAUGUAUUCUGCACCGAUUCCGCAGGAGUCAAGUGGAAGUUGAUUUUCGCAUCUGAACAACUUCGGCAAGAUGACGAUAAUACGCGAGCGUCUUUUGUUUUUAACAAACGUUGCGUAGAGAAGCAUUUUUUCCGUGGCCCGUUUGAAUCCGAUCGCGCGCAUCGUUCCGCGAUGCAACGAAUCGCAUAUUCGAUCCGCUUCGAACUGCUUGGCGCGGUGCAAACUCUUGCGACCGACAGGCGAAUAUCCCGCGUGGCCUCCGUCGCCAAUUGUGUAGACCGCGGUGAGGACAACACCUAAUCACGAUACAAAGGAAGGAAAAAGAAAAAGAAAUAAGGAAAAGCUAACACAAGAGUAUAUUAUAAUUAUUAGGAAGAAAAAUAUAAUUCGUGCUCGCACGCACGACGUGUACCCGGUGAAGUGAGGCCGGGUAUACCUCGGUUUACAUCCCGGUCGUCUCUCACCAGAGACAACACACACCCUAUUAAUUAUCAUUCUAUCGUUAGAGUAUAAGAGUUGAUAUUUAAGAGUUCGUAUUUGUAAUAAUUGUAUGCGAACUAUACUUGUUUGGUUGGCUUGAGGGCGAGAGUCUAACUCGGGUGUUAUUAGAUACUACGCUGUACCUUUAGCUGGCGGGCGACAUCAACAUCCGGCGGCGAUCUAUCCGGUUCGCUCGAUCUGUCUCAUGCGAUCGACGGUGAUCCGCCUCGACGAUCCUCGAAUCGUUUCUUUCACAACAAUCAACCGGCCGAUAUCUCUUAUCCGUGCGGAUCUUUGGCCGCGAACGCGGCUCGAUCCAGUGAAAAAUCUACGAUCGCCGUUUUAAAGUUGUAAGAUAUAUCUUAAUCUUUAGAACACAGUCUCUUUUAAUUUAUGUAUCCCCUAUUAUUUAUUCUACUGUAUAUUGUAUCCAUGGGCGUGGCCCUCAUAAUAAAUUGCUAGCAAUAAAGAUUCGAGCUGUACAACAAGGCUUGUAUAAAUUGAUCACGUUUUCGACAGCGAUCGGAACAAUCGAUUCUGCGACGAUUAUUUUGUUCAGUUUGUUCUUUUUUCUUUCUCGAUUCGAUUAGCUUCCAGUAUUUUUCUUCGGACCCGGAGACGCGUAAUCUGUUUUCGAAAAAUCUCUUCUCGAUCCAGAGGAGACAUAUUAUCAUCUUCGUAUUUUUCUUUUAAUUAUAGCAAGCGUGAUCACGGUUUAGAAAAUUCUUAUUAAUCGCGUUGAAAAAACAUUCUUUUCUGUUCGAGAAAGCGCGACGAGCUUCCAACAAAUUUCUAUCCGCUCCAGACGCUUGUGAUCACGGAAUGAUCUUACGAGAGAAAAAUUUGAAAAAAAAAACGUCUGCGCACCAAAUUCGCGAAAACGUUUCGGUGCGGCGUAAUUCGAUUUCCGAAAGAGCGUCUCUUCCGUAAGAGCGCCGCGCGGCGAACGCUGAGCCGGCGAAGGAUACAUCGAGAGAUUCCUUUAGCAAACAAACCCGGAACCCCAUCAGCACCGUGCGAUCCCCCCGUUAAUCCGAUCCGGAUCUCGGCGAGAUCGGAUCACCGGAUCAGAGGCUGUAAGAUCGUCGAUCGUCGAGCGGAACGCGUCGCUGUUGUCUGCGAACCUGGCGGGACAAGAAGCGGGUUUGUCGAAACGUUAUAUCGAAUGCGUACAAAACGGGGUAGGGGGAGGGGUUGGGGCGGGGCGGAUCGUGUUUUCGACGGUUGGCGGUUGGGGCUAAGUAAAUUCUCGUCGGGCCCUCGCCUGCGAUCGGCUCGUCGCGGCGACGUGUUCCCGACGCUGGGCGUCGGACUCGUCACGCGCGCGCGGGGCCGGCCGCGAGGCUCUCUGGAGAGAAGCGACAGAAACUGGGUGGGACUGAAUCCUUCGAGGAGGAUCGAGAUCACGCGGCGUGGAUCCGCGAGCAAGCAAAAGGGAGGAGAGGAGAAAAAAUAGCGAGAGAACGGAGAGAGAGAGAGAGAGAGAGCGAGAGAAUGAGAGAACACGCCGCGCGCCCCGGUGUGCCCGCCAGCGACUUCGAGGGGAAGAUAGACGCACGAAGGAGCGGAAAGUAACGAAGAGGGAUGAUUUACGGUUGAAGAAAAGAAAAAAAGAGUAUAUUAUCGAUAAGCUGUGUCGAUCGAAAGCUAGUGCUUAAACACGUGUUGCGGUCGUUUCUUCGAGAAUAGGAGAACGAGUUCUUCCUGAGUAGGAGAAAUUGCGAACGGGGGUGUGCUUGCAAGUGGCGUACAAAGAGAGGAAUUAAAAUAGAGAGAAAGAGAGAGAGUGUGAGAAAAAUAGAGAGAAACAGAGGCCUAUUGGUGGGGGAAGGUGGGAUCGGGGCGAGAAGUCUCGAAGAAACGACUCGUCUUUUUUAGUCUUUUAAUAUUUCACUCGACGGAGACGUCGUUGGCGACGGUCGGGCUCUCUCGUGGCCGUUGACCCGGAUUUUCAGGGACAGUCAGAGGGUCAAGGUCACGGGGGAAAGAAGGAGAGCUGGCAGAAGGGAGAGAGAGAAAGAGAGAGAGGGAGAGAGAAGAGCACGCUCUCCGUGGCCGUCGGCAUCGUCGCGCUGGAUGCGAGUUCGCGUUAAUUAAUCGAUGCUCUUAGACAGAGCGGAGGACACGGUUAAUAUGGUCCUGGCAGUUUUUUCGGGCUCACGCGUCCCUUUCGGCCGCGUCCCCCUCGCCCCCCGGCUCCGGCCAGCCCCGCCCGCGGUCUUCUGCUUUUCCUCUUCGACUAUUUUCCACCCUUCGAGCCUGCUCGAAGGGUCGAUCGUUCGGUUGUUUCCGUUUCUCGGUGGGCACGGCGACGCAGCGACAAUGGUCGACGACGGGGCUUGACGAAAGGGACGUCGACGACGAAGUACACUGUACACACUUAUUAAGCAUUAAAAUUGCAUUACGGUUUACUACGCGCCUAGGUUUACGUGGCGAGAGUGACGUGAGAAAGAGAGUGAGUGAGAGAAGAAGAGAGAGAGAGAGAGUGAGUGCUAGGGACUGGCGCGAAUGGCAGCGAGAUGACAGUGUUUCGCGUGCGAGGAUCGAUGGGUGUGCGUACGGAUGAUGAUUAUGAAAAUGACAAACGGAAACGGAUUCGCGUGAGAGACGCGAUUAUGUAUAGAGAAGAAGGAUGAGUUUACGAUGAGCGAGAGGGAGAGAGAGAAAGAGAGAGAGUGCGAAUGACGAGAGAAAGGAGAACUAACCUCGGUGGUAAGACGAUUUAUUCAAUAAUUAUUAUUAUUAUUGGGUGAGAGAGAACGGACAAAAGAAGAAUACGAGAACUCGCGGAAUAAAAUGAUGAAAAAAGAAACAGAGAAAAGUGUGGAGGAGAAUACAAUUUAGCGUGUGAGGAUCGAGCUUUAUACCGCUUUUAUAUGUUUAGUAAUGGAAUACCUUUACAAUUAAAGAUUAAAUGAACAAAAAAAAAUAAUAAUAAUAAUAAUGGUAAUAAUGAAUACAACAAAAAAAAAACCUACGCAAACCUACUAUGUAAUUGACUAUUCUCUAUAUGCGAAAUACAUAAACAUAAUAUAUAUAUAUAUAAAUAAAUAUAGAUAUAUAUAUUAUUAUUAUAAUGAUUAUAUAUUAUUAUGAUUAUUACGCUAUGAGAAUACGAGUACGGAUGAUUUUAAGGAAAGUAUACAUAUUAUAUUAAUAAACAUUUUUUAAUGCCACUAUCCUAAAGAUACUGGUGAAAUGAAGUGAAAAAAAGAUACAAAAAAAAAAUAAGAAAAAAUCCAUUGAAA